AUGUCUUCUGGUGAAACAGAAAAAGACAGUGAGAAUCUUUCUCAAACAAAUGCUGAACAAAAAUGUGAUGCUAAUGGAAAUGGAAAUGGAAAUGGAAAUGAAAUUUCAGCAGCAGAAAAUAAGAAUUAUUCAUAUAUUUCCAAUGAUUUAUUAGAAGAGUAUCAUAAAACAGUUGAAAGUAUGAGAUCAGAAAUUACAACUUAUGAGAAAGAACAAGAAACUUUAUCAAAUGAAGUUUUACGAUUAGUUGAAGAAAAUAAAAAAUUAUCUAAAGAAUUGAGUGAAGCAAAUACAAAUAAAUCUACAGCUGAUGAAAAUAAUGUUCAUAACCUACAAGAGCAGUUAAGAACUAUAACUGAGGCAAGAGAUUCUGCAGUUCAAAUGUGGCAAAACGCUGUUCAAGAAAUUACACGACUUCAGCAUAUUGUUCAGGAUAAUAAUGAAAAGCAGACACAGUAUGAUCGUGUUGUUCGAGAAAAACGAGCAGCAGAAGAAGAAUUAGAAUUAUUACGUAAAGAAGGUUUGCAGAGUAAACCACAAAACAGUUUACUGUUUGACGAUCUUACUAAACGUCUUGCUACUGCAGAACAAUCUCGAAAUCAAGCUCAAUUGAAAAUUCAGUCUUUGGAGUCCAAAAUAAAGAAAAUGGAAACUUGCCAUCAACAUGAAAUGUCUUUAUGCAGUAAAGAGAAAUUAAGCCUGCAUGAACGAGUUCAAGAAUUGCAAGAAGAAUUCAGUCAGAUUUGCUUAGAGAAAGUAAAAUUAACUGAUGAAAUUGAACAAAUGAAACAACAAAUAAAAGAUACUGAAAAAAAUGGACUACUUUUAGAGAAAAAUGCUGAGAAAGAAAUUAAAACAUUGAAGAAAAAACUGCAGCAACAACAAGAAGAAUGGCAAUAUCAAUUAAGAAGUUUAGAAGAAAGAUUUCAAACAUCAGCUUUUGAAUUACAAAAAUUGUUGGAUGCACAGAAGAAAAUGAGUGAAAAAUGGAAAGCUGAAGCUAAAGGACUUGCAGAUAAAUUAGAAAAAGAGACAAAAGAGAUGUAUCUUGAAACACUUAAUCUUCAGCAAACUAAUGAGAAGCUAUAUUUAGAGUUAGAAAACUCACAGAUACGAAUUGCCCAGAGUGAACAACAAUUGGCUGAAUACAAAGCUAAAAUUUUAAAUUUACAACAACAGAUGAAGAAUCUACAAUCACUUUAACAUUUUACAUAAAGUAUAUUUUUUAUACAUAAAAAG
This is a messenger RNA of Centruroides sculpturatus (bark scorpion), 1239 nucleotides long. Its product is annotated as sodium channel and clathrin linker 1-like. Gene Ontology annotation, biological process: clustering of voltage-gated sodium channels; cilium assembly. NCBI's taxonomy places the organism in Eukaryota, Metazoa, Arthropoda, Arachnida, Scorpiones, Buthidae. Gene Ontology annotation, cellular component: centriole. The coding region runs from base 1 to 1203 and encodes 400 amino acids. The record is from RefSeq and is a predicted model, not a curated record. The transcript is spliced from 11 exons.